AUGGCAGGUGACCCCUCGAAACGUAAUCAGAAUCUAUAUUGCGUGUACCACCAAGAGCCAGGUCACACCACCGAUGAUUGCAGGAAUCUGAAAAAUCAUUUGGACUGGCUUGUCCGAGAAGGGAAGUUGAGGCACCUGUUACAUCACCCUGAAGGAUGGCAGGAACAGUCGAAUAUCGAAACCAGACAAAGUACAUUGAGGCCACCCAUUGGCACCAUAAAUGUCAUUCUUGUCGCACCUGGAAGGACCGGUUCCAGCACUUUCAGAGUAAUGUCAGUGGGCAGGUUCCCGACUGAGCCGGACGACAGGGAAUCCAAGAGAGCCAGAAUAAUUGCCACGCCCUUAAUCGGGUUCUCGGAUGUGGACAAACAAGGAACCCUUCAACCCCACGAUGAUGCCCUAGUCGUCACGCUCAGAAUUGGAGGUUAUGACGUGAAAAGAGUGCUGGUUGAUCAAGGCAGCGCCGUGGAAGUAAUGUAUCCUGACUUAUAUAAAGGAUUGAACUUGAAACCAGAGGACCUGUCGCCAUAUGACUCCCCUUUGGUCAGUUUUGAAGGAAGAACCGUCACCCCGAAAGGCAUGAUUAGGCUGCCUGUACAAACAGGCUUAGACGUGGUGGAAGUGAACUUCAUUGUGGUAGAUGCGUACUCCCCCUACACAGCAAUCGUGGCCCGACCAUGGCUUCAUGCACUAAGGGCUGUGCCAUCAACCUUGCACCAAAAAGUGAAGUAUCUGUCAGGAGGUCAAGUCAAAGAAAUAAUAGGGAACCAAACCAGGGCCAGGCAAUGCAUGGUGUCUGCAAUCUCACGAUGA
Messenger RNA from Quercus lobata, 813 nucleotides. RefSeq lists its product as uncharacterized. Bases 1 to 813 code for a protein of 270 amino acids. The transcript has a single exon. The record is from RefSeq and is a predicted model, not a curated record. NCBI's taxonomy places the organism in Eukaryota, Viridiplantae, Streptophyta, Magnoliopsida, Fagales, Fagaceae.